AUGAUCAUCAAAAUUUCUCAUGAUGGUUUAAUCAGCCAUCCACCGGGAAGAGCUUUCAAAAAAGAAUAUGUCAACUAUAUUUUUGGUCAACUUCCUAAGAGAGAGGUUCGAAUAAGCCUGGCAGCAUUUCCCAAUAACCCCCCUCAUGUUGGCACUCUAAUUACUUUCUCACUGGCUUUUUCCUUGGCUCAAAGAUUAGAGAAAUUGGGGAAAAGUGUGACUGUUGUGUUGGGGUUAGUGGAUACAGAGGCUACAUUUAGUACUGAUAAGUUUAUUUUGGAGGAUAUUGAGUAUCAAAAAAGUCUUGCUUCCACCGGAAAAAUUAAUAACUAUCUUGCUGAUUUUGAAGAGUUAUUAAAAAAAUUAAGUUCCUAUUUUGGUAACUUAAACUAUGAGAUAGUGAAAAUGAGUAGUUUAAGUUUACACCCGAAAGUUCCCAAGAUAAUUAGCAAAAUAAUUAAUGAGAAAGAAAAAAUUGGAUCGCUGCUAUUUCCAAAAACCGGAGGGCUGGGAUUGCGAUCCGCUUGUUCGCAAUGUGGUUUAGUAGAUAAAUAUGGAGUAAACAAUUGUUAUGAAGACACCAGAAUUAGUUUUUAUUGCCCUCGACAUGACCGAUACUCAAUCGAUAUUCAAAAAGAUGGUUCACAAAAGUUAGAAUUUGAAACUCCUCUACGAAAUUUAAUUCGAGGUUUAUUAUAUACUGAAGAUAAUCAAGAAAAGGAUGUCUCUUAUUCUUGGCUACGAAUUACAGGCAGUGACCAUGCUGGAUUUUAUCAAGAACAAACUUUUUAUAAAGGAGCUGCUUUACUAGGUGCCGACAUAACCAAUUCUCCUCUAAUUGUUUAUAGUCCUCUGGUGGUUGAUUGGACGGGAGCUAAAUUGUCAAAAUCAAUUUUAAUUGAAGGUGGAUAUAAAUGUUUGAUUGACCAAGGGUUGGAAUAUCUUUUUAAUUGGCGAAGAUUUAAGGAGAAAUUUGGAGAUGAAGGAUUGAGGAAAUUAUUUAAAGAAGUUGAUUUGUGGUUAGAAGAGCCAUCUAAAUUAUUUAGGAGUUACACUAUUUUUUAUUUUGUAGAGUUGUUCAAAGAGGAAAAGGUUAUAACUAGCGAUAUCCAGUUGGAGGAAGAAACUUGGAUUAGUCUUCAAGAAGCCCAAGUUGAAGUCUUUCCUAAAUAUGAUAUCUGA
Molecule: messenger RNA, 1182 nt
Organism: Rhizophagus irregularis DAOM 181602=DAOM 197198
Lineage: Eukaryota; Fungi; Glomeromycota; Glomeromycetes; Glomerales; Glomeraceae
Biological process (GO): tRNA aminoacylation for protein translation
Molecular function (GO): ATP binding; aminoacyl-tRNA ligase activity
Source: RefSeq, a predicted model, not a curated record